AAAAUAAAAACAAAAACAUGUUUCCCUCACGUUGCACCCAAAAAAAAUUAAAAAAUUAAAAUGGAACGUAGAAAAACGCUUACCAUGAACUGGGAGGGUCUGGGCGACAAUGACGACGAUGAUCAAUUCUUCGAGUCCUACAACCGCCUCUCCUUCUCCUCUGCCGUUUCCAUCAACCUCACCGCCACAUGCUGCAGCUCCUCCUCCGACGAGGAAGAUGACGAUUUCGAAAGCAGCCGUAUGUCAUUCGCCUCCGCCGUCUCCUCCCUCCGCUCCACCAAACUCAGCCAUUUUGACUCCCUUUCCUCCACCACCACCUCCUCCUCCUUCAUAAAUUCGCCGCCCAAUUAUGAUGUCUGGAUGUCAACACCAGGUUCCAUCAAUGAACGUCGGAAACGCCUCCUCCAAGGCAUGGGCUUAGCCGCCACCGCCACCACCACCCCCAACAACAACAACAGCAACAGCAAAACCCUCAGCUUUAAUCACGUGGUUUCCAAUAAAAAAGUCGACACAAACGAUCACGAUCAUGUUUCUUCUCCGGAAAAAGAACCACCCAAACCACAACAACAACAACAUAAACAAGAAGAAGAAGAACAAGAACAAGAAGAAGACAAUGUUGUUUCUACGACGCUUCCACAUUCGCCUUCUCAAUGUCCAAUCGUCCUCGUACGCUCGCGCUCAGAGGGAGACAUUCAAAGCGAUUCGUUUUCGCUAUCCACGCGUAGGAAAGAGGAGCUCAUUGGUACAAUAUCGAGGCAACGUCUCACGAGAACCUACUCCAUGAUAUUAGCCCAACAUGCUCGGAUAUGUGCCUAUACGGAUUCAAUCUCUCCUAACGAAGCUCGAUCCAGACUGGGACGGAAGCGAUCGAUACGACACAGCAGCGCGUUGUCGUCGGUAUUGUCUUCGAAGGGAAGGUUGGGGGCUUUCUUUCUGAUCAAGAGUUUGGAUACAGGGAAGGAGUUUGUAGUGAGUGAAUAUGGUGAAGAUGGGAUGUGGAAUAGGUUGAGUGAUCUUCAAACUGGGAAGAAGAUGACAAUGGAAGAGUUCGAGAAAUGUGUUGGGUAUUCGCCGGUUGUUAAGGAGCUAAUGCGUCGAGAAAACGUGUCCAGGAGGAACGAGAUCAUCGAUAGGAAAGUGAGUGCAAAUUCUUAUUUUUCCAGGAGUUUGAGGAUGAGCAAGAAAGGAGGUGCCGCUUUGUUGAAGAAUGUGAAAGGUUUGGCCAAUUCGAUGAGUGGGCUAAUGGGUGAAAAGGAGAGAGAGCUUUCGCAGGUUUCUUCUUCACCGGUUGUAGAGCAGAAACCGAUCAAGAAUUCAUCGUCGUCGGAAUGGACAAAAGUCCGGCAGAGCGGGAAGUCGUUUAAGGAGUUAUCUGCUUUGCAUUUGUGUCAAGAAAUUCAGGGUCAUGAAGGGUCGAUUUGGUGCAUUAAGUUCAGUCAAGAUGGGCGGUUUCUUGCAAGUGCAGGGGAAGACAGAGUAAUUCAUGUGUGGGAAGUGCAGGAAUGUGAGGUCAUGUCAUUGAGGUCAGGGGAGGAAGGGAGUAUGAGUCCUAAUAUAUCACCUCUCCAACUGUCGUUGUGUGCUUCCAGUUCUCUGGAUAGACCUGGGAUUGGAGAGGUCACGCCAUUACCAUCAGAGAAGAAGAGACGAGGAAAGUCUAGUACAAGAAAAGGGAACUCAGCUCCAGACUAUGUUUAUGUUCCGGAAACUGUGUUCUCGUUCUUGGAAAAACCUGUCUGCUCCUUCCAAGGUCAUCUGGAUGAUGUUUUGGACCUGUCCUGGUCCAAAUCUCAGCUGUUGCUUUCAUCUUCAAUGGACAAAACUGUCAGGUUAUGGGACAUGGAAAGCAAGAGCUGUCUAAAGGUGUUUGCCCACAACGAUUAUGGUGAGAUGUCUAACCAUGUUUCCAAUACUAUCUUGACUUCAUUUUGGUCAAACAUUGUAACUUGCAUACAGUUCAAUCCUAUUGACGACAACCAUUUCAUCAGUGGCUCACUUGAUGCAAAGGUUCGAAUAUGGAACAUACCUGAACGGCACGUUGUGGACUGGAUUGACUUUCAUGAAAUGGUUACUGCAGCAUCUUACACCCCUGACGGCCAGGGUGCCAUCAUUGGUUCACACAAAGGAAUUAUUCGCAUGUACAGCACAGAAGAUUGUAAAUUAGAUCAAAUAUGCCAGAUUGAUAUUCAAACAAAGAAGAAAUCUCAAGCUAAAAAGAUUACUGGGUUCCAGUUUGCCCCAGGAAAUCCAUCUCAAGUGCUUGUUACUUCAGCUGAUUCCCGGAUUAGAAUUUUGGAUGGUCCCGAUGUCACUCAAAAAUUCAAAGCAGGUUUUCGAAAUACAAGCAGCCAAAUUUCAGCUUCUUUUAGUCAAGAUGGGAAAUAUAUCGUUACUGCAAGUGAAGAUUCUCAAGUUUAUGUUUGGAAGCAUGAAGAGCCCAGAAAUGCUGGGACAGGAAAACCCAAAAAUGUAGUCACCCAAUCACACGAGCACUUUCAGUGUAAGGAUGUUUCAGUAGCAAUCCCAUGGCCAGGUACCAUAAAGGGUGAACCACCAACCAUGUCAGUGCAAUCUAAAAGACAAUCCAAACGCCUUACUUCACAACUACCUUCUUCUGGAGGGUCACCGACCAAAGAAGACAACUCUGCAAGCAGUAAAAGACACUUGCCAUCUCUUCCAACACCUUCUGCUGGAGGAUCGCCAACCAAAGAAGAAAACUUUGUAAACAGUAAAAGACACUUGCCACCUCUUCCCAAGAAAAGCACUAAUGUUUCAGAGAGUGUUUCAAGUCCACCAGAAGAAGAGCUUGCUUAUGUUUCACGUACAGAUUCUGGGAUUGGCGAGUCAUUCACUUCACUUUCUGCCUUGUUUAGAUACGGUGAUUCACCUUCUAUUUCUGCUGCCAAUCCAUCGUCUUCAUCUUGGUCUUGGUUUGAUGCUGGUAAUAACCAUGUGACCCAUACCACCCAAGCAACAGCAUGGGGCUUAGUAAUUGUGACAGCAGGAUUGGGAGGUGAGAUCAGGGCUUACCAAAAUUUUGGGUUACCGCGUAGGAUUGGCCGCCAAACAAACAUUUUUGGAGGCCCUACAUGAGUGGAUUUCUAUUGGCAAAGAUAGAAGCAUUCCUUUUUUAUGGCAAAACUUCUGCGUUGCAACAUGAGAAUAUAAUUCUUGCAUGUGGGAGUUGCUCCAUUCCAGUGAAAUCAAACUGCAGGACUGGUAUUUAAUAUUCUAUAUGCCAAAAGCUCCUCACAAUAGUUUUUGUAAAUUAUAGCUGAUCCACUCCCACAUAAUUGAUGCCUAUAUGUGUUUACUCCAAAUCAUAGGUGUUUUGAUUUUCUACAUAUCAUUGGAAGCCAUGAUCAGAUGUAAUUGUAUGUCAUGUAACAUAUGGCAAUGAAUGAUAGUUCCUGAGUUCAAAUCCUAUAUAAAUGCGUGUUAGUGUUCCAUCUUGAUGAAUAUUACAUACCUCACAAAAUAGGCUCUAUUUUUGGUCUCCUUGAUCGGUACUGUCAGAGGGUUGUAUGCAAAGGAGAUUCUGUGCCAGCAUCUGGCUAGUAAUUACACAUCAGAUCAUGUCCGCAUUAAAUAUUACACUAGGUUAGAUCAUUUUCUUAUGGUUUUGUACUUUUGUUCACUUGCAUAAUUCUUUUGUUAGUUAUUUUCUUAUUGCUUUUGGUCUACUUGCAAAAUCAUUGCAAACAACAAAGUAAUUCUAGUAAUUUCUACAACUGAGUUUGUGCUGGAAAGAAAAAACAAUAAAAGGUCAUUGAUUCUAUUUGUGGCUAAGAAAAAUCACUGGGUGCAACAAAAGAGUAAGGGUGGGUUCAAGUUGAUGACAAUCGUAGAGCUCCAUUGUUGUACUUUGCAAGAGCAACAGAAGAGAGAACUUUGUUGGCCAUUAUUCAUUUACUAGUUAUUCAUAUGAUACACCUAAAACAAAGGUGUUGUGUUAUUUGUAUAUGAUUGUCGUUGAAAAGGAUGGUCCUUGUUUGGUAACUACAGUGUGUUUUCCAUAAACUGUUUGACAUUUAAUCAUUUCUUCCAAAAGAUAAUCCAAUGUUUGUUUUUGGAUUUUUUUUUUUUCAUGCCAUAUUUCUGUAGAAGUUUUCCUGUUUGAAGUGUAAACGAUUUGUCAUAAUGGUUAAAAAAUAGAACUACAUUCAUUUAGGUAUCUGGUCAUCUUUUUUGGAUUUUUUUUCAUGCCAUAUUUCUGUAGAAGUUUUCCUGUUGGAAGUGUAUACGAUUUGUCAUAAAGGAUAAAAAAAACGACAUUCAUCUAGGUAUCUGCUCAUCUUUUUAAAUCCAAAGCAGUUGAACCAUUGUUCUGAUAGUGAAACAACAUUCAAAGUUUGCCAUUUAACCUUGACUAAAAAUGAAAUCGGAGGUUGUUUGUCAGUUGGAAGAUGACAGCAUUUCCUUCAUUCCUACAAUCCAUGUGACAGGUGAGCAUUUUUAUUGCAAGAUAUUUCUUGAAGCUUUUGACCAAGUUGGAGAGAGAGAGAAAGAGAACCAUGAGAGUUGGUCCUAAAGUUUUAUUUAGUGGUUCUCAUCUAUUUUUCAUCUAUGGUAACUCUGGGUUAUGGUAUCCACUAUGAUCAACAUCCUUUAUUUUAAGUUUUUAUUAGUAGAAGAAGAUAGAUUUUAUAUUCAUUUGAUUUGUAUUACAUCAGAAGAGAUAUGGUUUUCCAGAAAAAUUGGUACAUCUUCUAUGAAAGCACAAGCAUCUUCCAUAUGUUGGGCAUGCCUUGCCAAUCUAUGUGCUUCUAUCUUCCCUCUCCUUCCUACAUGGAGAUAACUUCCAUCUUCUAAAACCUCUUAAACCACUCCUUGCUUUAUCGAUGAUAUCCCCCACUUUGGACAGAUUGGUUCUUUUAAUAUUAGAUCAA
Molecule: messenger RNA, 4889 nt
Organism: Quercus lobata
Lineage: Eukaryota; Viridiplantae; Streptophyta; Magnoliopsida; Fagales; Fagaceae
Product: Transducin/WD40 repeat-like superfamily protein
Exons: 7
Coding region: 61-3093 (1010 amino acids)
Molecular function (GO): protein binding
Source: RefSeq, a predicted model, not a curated record